AUGAACCAGAGCCCUCCCCAUGCUCAACCCGUACCGGGUCUUCCCAACCCCGGCAGCUCGUUUGCUCCAUCAUUGAGGGGAUCUUUGGCUGGAGGUCGCCAGAUCACCCGAAACCGCGCGAGCUACAGCUGUCACAUGUGUCGGCGUCGGAAGGUCAAAUGCGAUAAGAUACAUCCAAUAUGUGGAAACUGCGUGAAGAACAACACCGAGUGUAUAUAUGACGUGUCACCCCAAAAAGAUGACGAUGGGCGCGACGGUUCUUCCCAAAAUGUGCAUGGCGUUAAGCGAAGGAGAGAGAUGCCCCGGACAUUGGAGGAGGAUGUCAAGGAGCUCCAGUCACUUUACGGACACUUGAAGCGGGCAGAGUCGACUGGCGAAAAGCCUGACCCAAGCGCCAUCGAAUCGCGACUCGACAAGCUUAUGUCAAUGGUUGAGCGCAUUGGGAGGACCGGCCAGACACUCGCAAACGUGAACAUGCAGGCAACGGCCCCGGAUGCGAAAGUGGAAGCCACAGAGCUGGAUGACCCACGGCCCAGCAAUGGUCUGAGCGGAAAUAAAACUCCGUCAAGAUCUACCAGCCCACGUCGCAUUGCUCCAGACAGUGAUGAAUUUCCGAUCCCAUCCGGUCAGGCCACUGAUCUGGUAGACCCGGUUGGCAGUUUGAACUUAGGCCAUUUGAGCCUAGAGGACGGUGGAAGGUCAAGAUAUGUUGGCACCACGUAUUGGGCUUAUAUCUCUGGCGAAAUCAAUGAGCUUAAUCAAUUGCUGAGAGAUCAAAAUAGCUCACAUGAUCAGUCUGCCCCUGAAAAUAAAAAUGAAGACAUAGCGGAUUCGCAUGCCGAUGGUCGACAGUCAUGGAGAGAAUCAAUAGGCAGCUCGACACCUUCAAUCACGCCUAGGUCUCGUUCCUUCCAACAAUCUAUAAUUUUCCCUUCGGGUGACUCUCCCUUGGUCAAUGAAAAGCUGGUGGAGCCAGAAAUGCUUGAUCACGUUCCAACGAGGCGGCAAAGCCAUAUUCUUUACAAAGGAUUCAUUUCCGGUGUACACGCUAUCAGCCCUGUCAUUCACCCUCCAACUAUCCUCAAGCUCUACAAUUCCUUCUGGGAUUGGUAUGACUGCAGCAGCUAUUCGGGAGAGUCGUGCCCAAAUCCAUCAUUCAUUCCACUGUUGUACGCGAUAUGGUAUGGCGGCUCAGUGACCAUCUCGAUGCGAACAAUCGAAGCCGAAUUCAAUAUGUCCUCGCGGACAGCCCUUUCCACAAUAUAUACCGAGGAAGCUAACAGGUGGCUUACGAGGGUCAAAUUCCCGCGCAGCCCUUCACUUCAAGGCCUCGCUGCUUAUCUUAUCGUACAGACAAUUGUGACCAAGGAGGAAGAGCCUUUGGCGAGUAGUCUUUUUGUUAGUCUCGCGAUGAGGGUUGCGCAGACCAUGGGCUUGCAUCGGGACCCAGCUAAGUUUGGCAUAGAGCCAUGUGAAGCUGAGUACCGUCGCCGGAUAUGGUGGCACAUUAUGCACAUGGACGGUGUCGUUGCCAUGUCAAGCGGCCUGCCUCCACUUGUCAACGACGAAAACUAUUGGGAUGUGUGCGAGACGAGUGAACUGAAAGACACGAUCCUAGGUACCCCUGCUGCGGAGUCCUACAUGAAACAUGUUGCUUCACGGGAGCGGCUGCCUGAUAAUCCAGACGAUCCCACCAUUUGCGGCGGGCCAUCAAUGGUCAACGUCUACUACCUGACCGCAAGAGGGAAAUAUACCAUGGCUCGCGCUGUCCGCCGCAUAUUGAAAAUCCAGCUUGGAACAAAGCCCCUCACUAGACAGGACAUGGAGGAGCUCCGGUCAAUACUCCUUGACUUGCAGCUGAAACUGAAUUCCAUCAUCGACAGGAUUCCAGAAGGGAAGGAUGUUGAUAACCUGUCCACGCCAGACCGAGCUUCUUCUAUAACCAGAUCCCCGGAUGGCCGCUCUUCCGACACAGAGCUUCCAGGCGAAGGUCCCACCGGAUGCCCAGAACAGUAUCACUCACCGGUUCUUGUUUGCUUCCAUAAAUGGGCGAAGAUCAUUCUUUCGUUGUACAUUGACAAAGCCUUCUGCGUGGCCUACCAGCCUUUUCUGAAGAACGCUCGCAGCCGGAUUUGGCCAGCGGCACGCCAGAGUGCACUACGCCACUGUCAUGGCUUCAUGGAAAAAUUCAUCCAACUCGCAACGGAUCCUGAUUUCCAGCCCUUUCAUUGGAGCUGGCCUGGCAAUCAUCAACCAAUGCAUGCCACUAUGAUCAUGCUUAUUGACCUAUAUGAGCGACCUUACAGCCCUGAAGCAUCCAGGUCCCGCGCAUUCAUCGACCGCAUACUCGCGCUUUCUGGUCCAGAUGGAGGCGUCGUAGGAGGUGAAGGCGGCGUCUCAACACCACGGCGAUUAAAAGACGGUGGCCGUGAAGCCUGGGAUAUGAUCCGCCGCCUUCGCCAUAAGGCUUGGCAAAAGGCUGGCCUCAAUCCGCGAAUGCUCUGGACCGAACAAGAUCAGAUCCAGGCUGGCGUUGCUUCGCCAGUUGAUACUCAUGGGGAUUAUGACCCUCCUUGCUCAAAUCCCUCUCAGGCCGGGUCUCCAGGCUCAGCAUCGGCCAACCCUCCCUCAACACACAAGCACCAACCCAGCGAUUUCGUCAAAACAUUCUACAACUUCACCCGCUCCCACACAUCCUCGAAUUCUGUUAGCUCGGAUGCUACAAAAAGUCCCCUGCGAUAUCAAUACCAUCCACAGGAUAAACCCUCGCGUGCAAAUUCAUAUCCACAUUCACAUUCCCGAUUCCAUCCCAUUCCCGCCGAUAAUCUAAUACCUCCCCGCGCUGGCGACUCCUCAACCAAUGCGGACUCCUUGUUUGGUGCAUCUCCACCGAUAAGAUCUCCUGCAUCCACCGCUCCCGCCCCACAUGUUCAGCAUUCAAAUCCUGAUAUUACUGCUCCUGGUGACAUGCCCGUAGUGGACCCUGGAUCUCCUAAUGUUAUAUCCAAGGGAGUUCCUACACCGCCAUCGAUGGUUGACCCCAACCUCAACUUCGACUGGGACCAGUGGGAUGCUGUGUUCGGGCAACAUCUUCCUGUCGCAGACGAUCUGAUGGAAUUGGAUCCUGUCUCGGGUCUUGAUUUCACCAAUGUUGGGACUACCUCAGCGUUUAAUGGCAAUAGCCCCAUCGACAUGUCUAAUCCAUAUGCCAGUGGUCUUCCACUUCCAGGCUCCUCCCCGGAAGGGGGUUUUCCGUCCUGGAAUGGGAAUAAUGGGGGUGAUUGGCCGGGAUACCCUUAG
Messenger RNA from Penicillium mononematosum, 3300 nucleotides. Its product is annotated as putative C6 transcription factor. The transcript has 9 exons. Gene Ontology annotation, molecular function: zinc ion binding; DNA binding; DNA-binding transcription factor activity, RNA polymerase II-specific. Lineage: Eukaryota; Fungi; Ascomycota; Eurotiomycetes; Eurotiales; Aspergillaceae. Gene Ontology annotation, biological process: DNA-templated transcription; regulation of DNA-templated transcription. The coding region runs from base 1 to 3300 and encodes 1099 amino acids. The record is from RefSeq and is a predicted model, not a curated record.